UGUUAUGUCGAUGGUCAAAAAAACAGACCAGAUGCCUCACAGAAAUUGCAUUUUCUGAUUCAAUUUUUCAGACAAAAUGUGUGGCCUUUUUCAUGGAAUUACACACAUGAUGCAUGCUGCAACUCACACAAAUGCAAUCUUCUUUGCUUAUAUCUACCAAGAGUUUGAAAACUAGAGUCCACAGAGGAAAAAAAAACACUGCAUUUUCCUAUGGCUUCUUCAAAAGUCCUUGCUGUUAUUCAUAUCAUUUCUCUACUUCUCCCUACCACCCUCUCACAAACAGUGGGGAACUCACCACCAGACCCCCCCAGCAUUGCUGAAUGUGGCCCUUACCUGCUGCCCUUAGCACCCUGUGGACCAUUUGUGCAGGGCACAGUGCCCUUUCCUGCCCUGCAAUGCUGCAUUAACCUCCGGCAACUCUACGCCCAGCAACCUAGUUGCCUAUGUCUCUUGAUCAAUGGUUCCACCUUGAGCGAUUUCCCAAUCAACACCACAUUAGCCCUUCAGCUCCCAUCGCUCUGCACCAUGCAGAUCGACGCCUCCAUCUGCUCAGCUCCUCGGGUAACUACUCAGCCGCCAUCUCAACCCCCAUCGCCAUUCGCACCCACUUCAUCGGGGCCAAAACACAACUCAACUAUUGCAGCUUCUCCCGUGGUUACAGUUCAACCUAGGAUGCCUGGUUUAAUAGGGUUUGGAUAUCCGCAUAGCUCGGGUGUAAACAUAAAUGUUAAGGAUUCUCUGAUGGUUGUAAUACUCACUUCUUGGUGUUCAAUGUUUUGGGUCUAACCAUA
Messenger RNA from Ipomoea nil (Japanese morning glory), 791 nucleotides. Its product is annotated as protein YLS3. The transcript has 3 exons. The record is from RefSeq and is a predicted model, not a curated record. Bases 211 to 786 code for a protein of 191 amino acids. Lineage: Eukaryota; Viridiplantae; Streptophyta; Magnoliopsida; Solanales; Convolvulaceae.